Molecule: messenger RNA, 2151 nt
Organism: Coniophora puteana RWD-64-598 SS2
Lineage: Eukaryota; Fungi; Basidiomycota; Agaricomycetes; Boletales; Coniophoraceae
Exons: 11
Coding region: 1-2151 (716 amino acids)
Source: RefSeq, a predicted model, not a curated record
AUGCUCGUGUUCGUCGACCAAGGUAACAAGGAUGUCCUGCAUAUAGUCAGCAGGGAGAAAUUACAACAGCGAGUAUUACUUACGUUGACAUUGACUGGCUUAUUUGCCAGUGAGAUGACCUGGGUACGACCCUUGGAGAGACUCAAGGUCGUCCUCAUGGUUGCAGCAUUGAGGUACCUCAGAGCUGUUGAUCGAGUCGGCAUCGUCGGCGAGUUAGAGUCGUUGAGACUUGUUGAGGCGUCGGAUGAUGUGGGCGACUAUACUCAGGCUCCGGCUAGCUUAGAUGGCUCCGAUCUCCUGUCCGGCCCGGUUCCCUCAGGCGACUCUUCUGGCGACGACUUCUUGAACUGGAAGCUUGCCCAGCUUAACCAUAUGCAACAGCCGAAACUAGCCGGCUUCCCUAUACAUCAGACCGCUUAUAUGCGCGUCUCAAACGAACUGGCCUCCAUACAAAAAAACAACCAGCGCCUCUUACAGCAAAAUCGCACGCUGGAAACUACUAAUCAUGCAUUGAUAAACGCCUUCUCUACGCUCGCUGCCUCAGUGCAGCUCAAGGAACACGCCGAUGACCCUCUCGCCUAUGCCGCUUCUCAGGCUACCAAGGGACCGCCACGCAUGAAGAAGGAAGAUUGCGGCGCCGUCCAUUACUUCACCCGGACAAGCUACACCGACUAUCUCAACAAGUCGUCAACGAUCUCUGCGGGAAUCAAGAAGGGGCAGCUUCCCUUCCUCGAGUGGAAGACCGGCCAGCGCAUGGAUUCUGAAACGAAGGACGCGAUCACCCAGAUCGCAAUUGCUGUCUGGAAUGGCUAUGGCGACGAGGCGCCUACCUCUUGGGGUCAUGCGAAUAUCGACCAGAUCAACAAGCUUUAUCGCGAGAUACUACUGCAGUACCCCGAGGUCGGUCUUUGCGAGCACAAUUGGAAGCUCCAUGAGCUCGCCACUGUUCGGUACCCUUCUUGGCGACAAGGCUACGAUAAGCGCAAGGCGGCAGAAGCAGCUCUCGCUUCCGGAGAGAUGCCUGCUAUCAAGUCGGAUGACAACGCGGACCCUCUUCCUGAUGACGACACCAAGGAGCAGACCACAAACCGGGGAGCACGCAGACGCGGGCGCAAAGGCAAGCGCGACCUUACUGACCUUUACCAGAAAGACUUUGGAGGCGACGAGCACCAGUUGAAGAAGGCACGCAAGGAAAUCGAUGAUGCAGGCGACACAGGCAAGAAAACGGACGUGAAGGGAAAGGGACGUGAGGUCAGCAAAGACAAGGAAGGCGGUGAUGAUGGGAUUGAGGAGAUUCAGCCUGAAUUCCCUCCCGUCGUGGACUUGUUCGCUACUGUCAAGGCUGUCUCCUCCCCUGGACCAUCCGGCAUCAAGGAUAAGUCUGAUUUCGUGGUCAUUCCAUCAAGCGAGCCCCACCGAGUGCCGUUGUCGCCACCACUCACGACAGCAACUCCUGCCCAGACCCCUGUUCCAACUACACCAACGCCAGUAUCGGACGUCUCGGCGUUCUCUGCGCCCGCAAGUACCGCCAAGAUCCCCGUUCCGGCUGCGCCGACCUCACCCUUGGACAUCUCGGCAGCGCCAGCACCGGUGACUACUGCCCAGGCCCCUUCCCCGAUUGUGCCGACACCGGUCCCAGACGCCCCGACGGCCCCUGCACCUGCGAGUGCUGGGAUCGCCCCCGAUACUCCUCCUGUGUCGACCGUGUCAGCCUCUGCGUUGGCGGCGAGGGAACCUCACACAGGCUCUGUGGCUUCGAUAUCGUCGGCAAUAGCUGUGUCAGCAACGGCGCUCGCUGGGAAGAAGAUGAGACCUGCUAACUCGUAUACUGGACGGACGCUCGCUCAGCAUCGGUACCUUCACCACAGAGGCGCUGUGACGGCUACUGCCUUUGGAGUAUGGUGGAACACGCUCCCCAAAGCGGUCAAAAACAAAUACGACGAGGAGGCCGAAAGACUUCGUUCCGAAGGAUUGGCGCUGGCGGGUGGUGUAGAGCAGCGAGGAGCGGCAGGAGGCGGCGGCGGGAGGCGGCGGGGAGCGGCGGGAGGCGGGAAGCGGCGGGAGGGGGAAGUGGUACUAGCCAUUGUACCGAGUAGUGUGUGGUAUACAGAAUCAAUCGAGCUGUAUGGUGUUCUAUGCGCGCGAUACUGA